This is a messenger RNA of Myripristis murdjan (pinecone soldierfish), 993 nucleotides long. RefSeq names its product trace amine-associated receptor 13c-like. NCBI's taxonomy places the organism in Eukaryota, Metazoa, Chordata, Actinopteri, Holocentriformes, Holocentridae. Gene Ontology annotation, molecular function: trace-amine receptor activity. Gene Ontology annotation, cellular component: membrane. The transcript is spliced from 2 exons. The record is from RefSeq and is a predicted model, not a curated record. The coding region runs from base 1 to 993 and encodes 330 amino acids. Gene Ontology annotation, biological process: G protein-coupled receptor signaling pathway.
AUGGAGACCCUGGAAGGAGCUGAACUCUGCUUCCCACAACUCCUCAACGCCUCCUGCAGGAAGCCGAAGCCUCCAAGCUCUGAUGUUAUGCUGCUCUACAUCCUGCUGUCCUUCAUCGCUCUGCUCACUAUAGCUCUCAACCUGCUGGUCAUCAUCUCCAUCUCCCAUUUCAGGCAGCUCCACACCACCACAAAUCUCUUUCUCCUCUCCUUGGCUUUCUCAGACCUCCUUGUGGGCCUUGUGCUUGUUCCGGCUGAAAUCCUCUUUAUGGGGGCCUGCUGGUUUCUUGGUGAUUUAAUGUGUGCUUUGUAUCCCAUUGUGUUGUUUAUCAUUACCUCCUCCUCAAUAGGAAACAUGGUGCUCAUAUCAGUCGACCGCUAUGUGGCUAUCUGUGACCCUCUGUGUUACCCCACCAAAAUCACCUGGAGAAGAGUUAAAAUCUGUGUUUGUCUGUGUUGGAUCUGCUCUGUUUUGUACAGCAGUCUGGUUCUGAGUGAUACCCUGAUGCAACCAGGCAGGUCUAAAUCCUGCCAGGGAGAGUGUGUGGUUGUCAUUAAUUCUAUUACAGGAGCUGUUGACUUUAUUUUAAACUUUAAUAUCCCUAUUACUGUGAUCAUAGUUCUGUAUAUGAGAGUGUUUGUGGUGGCUGUGUCUCAGGCUCGUGCCAUGAGAUCCCACAUUGUGUCUGUCACUCUGCAGCAUUCAGGGACUGGAACUGCUAAGAAAUCUGAGCUGAAAGCAGCCAGGACUCUCGGUGUUGUUGUGGUUGUGUUUCUACUGUGUCUCUGUCCAUAUUACUGUGUUUCUUUUGCAGGCCAGGAUGCUAAAAUCUCUUUUUCAUCUGGAGUCAUUGUUUUGUUCCUGUACUUUUUAAACUCCUGUCUAAACCCUAUAAUCUAUGCCUUGUUCUACCCCUGGUUUAGAAAAGCAAUCAAACUCAUUUUUACACUUCAGAUACUGCAGCCUGACUCCUGUGAUUCCAACGUACUGUAG